UGGGCCCAGAAUAGUGCGGCCCAGUCACAGUGUCGCACACUUGCUCUCCGUUGGUCCGGGGCUGGCCACAUGGAGCCAGAGCUGGAGCACGCACUGCACAGGACCCCUUCCUGGAGCAGCCUUGGGGGUUCUGAGCAUCAAGAGAUGAGCUUCCUAGAGCAAGAAGACAGCAGCUCAUGGCCAUCACCAGCUGUGACCAGCAGCUCAGAAAGAAUCCACGGGAAAUGGAGGGCCAAGGCCUCGAGAUGGACAAGGCAGGAGGUGGUGGAGGAAGGGGAGCCACCGGGUCAGGGGCAAGGUCCCCGGUCCAGGCCAGCUGCUGAGUCCACCGGGCUGGAGGCCACAUUCCCCAAGGCCACACCCUUGGCUCAAGCUGAUCCUGCCAGGGUAGGCACUCCACCAACAGGGUGGGACUGCCUCCCCUCUGACUGUAUAGCCUCAGCUACAGGCUCCAGCACAGAUGAUGUGGAGCUGGCCACGGAGUUCCCAGCCACAGAGGCCUGGCAGUGUGAGCUAGAAGGCCUGGUUGAAGAGAGGCCUGCCCCAUGCCCGUCCCCGCAAGCCCUAUUUCCCAAGCUGGGCUGGGAUGACGAACUGCAGAAACCCGGCGCCCAGACCUACAUGCGCUUCAUGCAGGAGCACACCUGCUAUGAUGCCAUGGCAACUAGCUCCAAGCUGGUCAUCUUCGACACCACGCUGGAGAUCAAGAAGGCCUUCUUUGCUCUGGUGGCCAACGGUGUGCGGGCAGCCCCUCUAUGGGACAGCAAGAAGCAGAGCUUUGUGGGGAUGCUGACCAUCACUGACUUCAUCCUGGUGCUGCAUCGCUACUACAGGUCCCCCCUGGUCCAGAUCUAUGAGAUUGAACAACAUAAGAUUGAGACCUGGAGGGAGAUCUACCUGCAAGGCUGCUUCAAGCCUCUGGUCUCCAUCUCUCCUAAUGACAGCCUGUUUGAAGCUGUCUACACCCUCAUCAAGAACCGGAUCCAUCGCCUGCCUGUUCUGGACCCGGUGUCAGGCAACGUACUCCACAUCCUCACGCACAAACGCCUGCUCAAGUUCCUGCACAUCUUUGGUUCCCUGCUGCCCCGGCCCUCCUUCCUCUACCGCACUAUCCAAGAUUUGGGCAUCGGCACAUUCCGAGACUUGGCUGUGGUGCUGGAGACAGCACCCAUCCUGACUGCACUGGACAUCUUUGUGGACCGGCGUGUGUCUGCACUGCCUGUGGUCAACGAAUGUGGUCAGGUCGUGGGACUCUAUUCCCGCUUUGAUGUGAUCCACCUGGCUGCCCAGCAAACCUACAACCACCUGGACAUGAGUGUGGGAGAAGCUCUGAGGCAGAGGACACUGUGUCUAGAGGGAGUCCUUUCCUGCCAGCCCCAUGAGAGUUUGGGGGAAGUGAUCGACAGGAUUGCUCAGGAGCAGGUACACCGGCUGGUGCUAGUGGACGAGACCCAGCAUCUCUUGGGCGUGGUCUCCCUCUCCGACAUCCUUCAGGCACUGGUGCUCAGCCCUGCUGGCAUCGAUGCCCUUGGGGCCUGAGAAGAUCCGAGUCCUCAAUCCCAAUCCUCUUCCACACCUGGAAGACAAUGAAGGGAGCCAGGGAACUCAGCCUUCAUCUUCCCCCACCCCUAUUUGCUGGUUCAGCUAUGAUUCAGGCUUCUUCAGCCUUCCCAGAUUGCCCUUGCCCUGCCUGUGUUCCCAGAAGCCCUCGGACAUGCCCAGUGCACCAUGGCAUGAUGAAAUUAAGGAGAACAGCUGAGUCAAGUCUGGAGGUCCCUGAACCAGAGGCACUAGGAUUACCCCAGGGCCAUCUGUGCUCCAUGCCCACUCAUCCCCUUGCAGCCUAACUGGGUCGGACGGCCCCAGUGGGUUUAGUCAGGGCUUCUGGAUUCCUCGGUUUCUGGGCUACCUAUGGCUCCAGCCUUCAGCUCCUGGGAGUCCCAGCUGUUGUUCCCAGCAAUGUUGCCACUGCCCUCCUACUCUCCAGGCUUUAUCAUUUCAGAGCUGCUGAAAUGCUGCUUUUCAGGGGCCACCAUGGAGCAGCUGUUAUUUAUAGAACUGCCUGUUGGAGGUGGGGGUCCUCCCUCCAUUCUUGUCCAGAAAACUCCUUAGCUCUCGCAGUGAGCAGUGUUGUGUCCCCAGAGAUGGAUGGCCUUGUAUAUGGACCCCUAUGAAUGAGCAACUGAAAAAAACACAACAAAAGGAACAAUCCACGAACUUAGAUUUUAUAGGUUUCUCUCAAAAUGCUGCAGUCUUUGACCUGAACUUGUGGCAAGAGCCUUGUGCUUUCUGAAUUCAAAGACAAAAAGGAAAUUUGACAAAAAUCGCAAGUGGCAUUUCUUUUGCAUGUAGUGCUAUUCUACUGAAAUUUCUUUCUUCCCUUUUCUUUACAAAAUUGUAAAGAAAAUAUUAAUUCAUUGCUUAUAUAGUAGGUACAACUCGGCCUACAAACUCUAAUCUGCAAGAAGCAUAACUUUAUUUUUCUAACACAGAAUGUAAUUUCUAUUAGGAAUCCCGUUUCACCAGGUUUUAGAAAUUAAUCUCAGUCAAUUCAGAGUCUCCCCCGACCUUUUCCUGGGGUUAAGCUCGGUGGGGUUGGGGGGGGGGUGGCUUUAAGUCGUGUAAGACUCUGGUCCUCAGCCAUCAUCAUCUAUCCAUUUCAGCACCUGCUUGGACAUCCUAUCUGGUCAUCAGUUGGUCAUGCAUGGUCUGCCAGGGGCUCCUUCACGUCCACAAAGCCUCUUUGGGGGCCUGUGGCUUGGAGCAUAUGGAACAUUCUAGCUCCUGGCCCUGCACACCCUCUGGCUUCAGGAAGCUCAGUGAUUCUGUUCCAGGCCAACUGCUAAGAUACAGAGCCCAGUCACCUGUUCCGCUCUGUGGCUUGCUGUUUUCCCAGGCUCUUCCCAGGAAGCGUGUGGGUUCUUCUACCCAGUGCUUGCCUACCCUUAUCACUUCCAAACCUGUAUGGUGUAUUUGUCAUACUUUCCCCCUCUUUAGCCGCAACCUCCUUCUCAGGGUCCUUUUCUCAAGGAUUCCAGAAAUGUCAACAGUCGCCUUGCUCCCCAAGCCCUGCCAACCCAUGGAAUCUUGACCAGUCAGGGAGAGAAGGGGCUUUUAUUCUGUAACCCAUCAUAUAUUCUUCCAAAUGCACUGUAAGUGUCCCGAGUUCUUGCCAUCCACCUUCAGAAUCAAGCCUUUGAAAUUCCGAAGCCGAGGCUCGCUUCUGCUAUGUCACCUUCCCCGUGGCAACGGGCUGGCUGUCCAGAGGAGGGGGAGGUUACUGUCCCUAAAACGUGACUCCUUCCCCUUACCUCACAGAGCAAGAAGGCAGAGGCUUUGUACUGAAUUGGUUGGACCAUAAAUGAAGAUGUUCUGUCACUAGACAUUUUGCCAAAACCUGAGCGUCAGUGCUGGCUCUGCUGUGGUCCCACCCGAGAAGGUCCAGGGUCUUGGGCUCAAGGGAGAGGAUUGGAGUUCGGUGAUGGUUGGGUCUGGGCCCUGAGGAUCUCUCCAGUGACAGUGCUCCUAAGGAGCCUGGGGCUCUGGAAUCUUGUAACAGGUCGGUCCUUUGAGGCUGUGCCUCUGGGCGGCUCUGCUCUGUGCAUGAGACAGAUCUUCAGUGGUGCUAGGACAAGCAACUGAGAAAGGCACUCUUUGCCCCUCCUGCUCCCCUUGCCAUCAUGGGAGCAGAUCUGUCUCUACCUGUCUGGACUCACCAUCCUAAAGACCCGGCAGUUCUUCCCUUCCGGACCUUCUGUAAGGGCACAUGCCACCCUCCCUGCCUCUGACCCCUCCUCUGGUCACAGCCCAGCCCUUGCAGCCAUCAUGGCUGCUAGAAAAGAGUUACGGAGUUGCCACCGGGGCUGCGGCUGCUUUUUCCACUCCAGCUCAGAAUCAGAGACGCGCCCUGUGUGCAGCCUGCAGUGCCGCCCACUCUAUUCCCGCAUGUGAACUUGGGGCGGGGCUGGUUUUCCACGCAUUGCUGCCUCCGUGCCCCCAGCCCCUCCUCAGACCUCUGCGGGCCUCUCUGGGUUUCUGUAGCUUCCUUCGCUUUCCCGUCUCUCUUCUCACAACCCCUUCAGUAGCUCUCCGCCCUGGAUGUGCAUCAGGAUCAGCAAAGAAGCCUUACAAAAUGCAGAUUCCAGGGCUCCAUUCCUACGGGUACUAAUUUCCUCAUUUGGGGGUGGGAAUUGAGCAACUGUAUUUAUUUUCUAUAAAUGCUAGAGACUUAUGAUUAAUAGCACAUGAUGAACAUGAGACUGGGCUGAGAAAUGAGGAUGCCCCAUGCUCAUAGCUAGUCAAUCAUUUGUCAUAUGAUGGGGUCUAGCUAUUAUUUAAUUAUGCUUGCAGUCUCCAAGAAGCAAUGACUAAGGGUAGUGGUGCAACAUAGAUGUAUGACUCAUUACCAUUCUCACCAUCCUUCUCCCAGAUAUCCUUAAAUGCAGAAGUGUUCAUUACAAUAUCCUACAUGUUCCUUUCAUGACAAUUGUCCAAGUUUUUGUUUGAUAUGCAUAUUAAAGCUGGAGUCACAAAUAAUGACCUGGAAACAAACUCCUAUUACCAAGCCAAAAUGCACUAAGAGCUAAAACUUCCACAGAACCUGGGCUGUAGAUAGCCAGGCAAUACUGGGUACCCCAUCUAUUUUUGUUUACAAGAGUGCUGCCUUGGCCAGGCGCGGUGGCUCACGACUGUAGUCCCAGCACUU
Messenger RNA from Macaca mulatta (Rhesus monkey), 4705 nucleotides. RefSeq names its product protein kinase AMP-activated non-catalytic subunit gamma 3 (gene PRKAG3). Lineage: Eukaryota; Metazoa; Chordata; Mammalia; Primates; Cercopithecidae. Gene Ontology annotation, molecular function: protein kinase regulator activity; AMP binding; protein kinase binding. Gene Ontology annotation, cellular component: nucleus; nucleotide-activated protein kinase complex; cytoplasm. Gene Ontology annotation, biological process: regulation of catalytic activity; protein phosphorylation. The record is from RefSeq and is a predicted model, not a curated record.